CCUUUUUUUCAGGCUAAUUAAGAGGCUAGUUUUCUUGAUGAAAAUGCAUUGAUUCUUGGCACUCACUUGGUAGCUAAACUCUCUGUGAAUCAAAGUUUCAAUUUUUUGUUCUCACUCUUCUCUGGGUUUUCUUCACACUUUGAGUUCAGUUUCCAGUGUCACUGUCACCAUCCUUCUCAUCCCAAAUUCCCAACCAGCUAGUUGGUUAUUCUUUCCAGUGGCAGUUACUAAUUCUUGGAUUUUAAACUGCUUCCUUUUUUUCUUUCCCUCCUCACUUUGUUUAUCUCAAUCAUUUUAAACUGCUAAUUAGCAUGCAUUCUUUGGAACCAUUGAAGUGGUUGUAGCAACUAGCUCAUAUAUUCUUCAGUCAUGUAUUCGGUUCUGCUGUUUUUGUUCUUGGAAAGAAGAGGUCUUUGGUUCUUGUUAGAUAUAUAACAGAAAGUGGAGAACUUUAGGGGGAGAAAGAAAAGGGAAAGAUGAAGAAGCUAUGCACUUCAUUGUUGUUGUUGUUUCUGGGUUUGGUUUCCAUGUUCGCUCUUGUGGCUUCUGAUUCUCUGCCCCCAACUGAAGUUUGGGCGCUUUCUAGCUUCAAAGAAGCCAUGUAUGAUGACCCUUUUCUAGCUCUAUCCAAUUGGAAUACGAUAGAUUCAGAUCCUUGUAACUGGUUUGGUGUCUUAUGCACUACUGCUAGAGAUCAUGUCAUCAAACUAAACAUUUCAGGAUCAUCGUUGAAGGGAUUUCUUGCACCAGAGUUGGGGCAAAUCACCUACUUGCAAGAACUAAUUUUGAGCGACAAUGAACUCAUAGGAAUAAUACCUAAAGAGUUGAGCAUGUUGAAGUCCCUUAAGGUGCUGGACUUGGGAAAUAAUCAGUUAUCCGGACCAAUUCCUCCAGAGCUUGGAAAUUUAACUGAACUUGUGAACAUGAAUCUGCAGUCCAAUGAUCUGACUGGCAGGUUACCUCCGGAGCUUGGGAAUUUGAAAUACCUUCAAGAACUUCGGCUCGAUAGGAAUAAGCUCCAAGGGCCUGUUCCUGGUGGUGACAGUUCAAAUUUUUCCUCAACUAUCAAUGGGAUGUAUGCUACAAAUGCAAAUUUAACUGGCUUCUGUCGUUGGUCUCAGUUAAAAGUAGCGGACUUUUCGUAUAACUAUUUAGUUGGCAGCAUACCUGAUUGCUUGCAUUAUCUUCCAAGUUUAUACUUUCAAGGAAACUGCCUUCAGAUUCAGAACAAAGACGCAAAGCAGCGGCCCUCUAUUCAAUGUGCCGGUGCAUCACCUGCAAGAAGCCAGCCAUUGGUGAAUCCUAAUAUGUAUGUGUCGAAGCAUCAUGGAGCAUCAAAACCUGUUUGGCUUCUGGCUCUAGAAAUAAUAACGGGAACCAUGAUUGGUUCUCUCUUCCUGAUUGCUCUUCUCGCUGCCCUUCAGAGGUGGAAUAAAAAAGCAUCCAUCAUUAUUCCUUGGAAAAAAUCUACAAGCCAGAACGACAGCACGACAGUAUAUAUAGACCCCGAGAUGUUGAAGGAUGUGAGAAGGUAUACCAGACAAGAGCUUGAAGUUGCCUGCGAAGACUUUAGCAACAUAAUCGGGUCAUCACCAGACAGUGUGGUCUACAAGGGAACCAUGAAAGGUGGACCUGAGAUUGCUGUAAUCUCCCUCUGCAUCAAGGAGGAGCAUUGGACAGGAUAUCUUGAACUCUAUUUUCAAAGAGAGGUGGCAGACUUGGCAAGGUUAGAUCAUGAGAAUACAGGAAAACUGCUGGGGUAUUGUAGAGAGAGCACUCCAUUUACAAGGAUGUUAGUUUUUGAGUAUGCUUCAAAUGGGACACUUCAUGAGCACCUACAUUGCUACGGAGAAAGAUGUCAAUUCUCCUGGACAAGGCGUAUGAAAAUCAUAAUAGGCAUUGCACGUGGGCUCAAGUAUCUACAUACGGAAAUUGAGCCUCCAUUCACUAUUUCAGAGCUGAAUUCUAGUGCUGUAUACCUUACAGAAGAAUUUUCCCCCAAGUUGGUUGAUUUCGAAAGUUGGAAGACAAUCCUUGAAAGAUCAGAAAAGAAUUCUGGUUCUAUUGGCAGUCAAGGUGCUAUUUGUGUCCUUCCAAAUUCCGUCGAGGCUCGCCAUCUCGAUACAAAAGGAAACAUACAUGCUUUCGGGGUACUUCUACUGGAGAUAAUCAGUGGAAGACUUCCAUACUGCAAGAACAAGGGGUACUUGGUUGAUUGGGUAAUAAAAAACUUGACAAAAUGUUAUGUUAAAAAACGUUUGGUUUGGCUAAGUGGUUAUGCUAAACGUGUAUAUGUGAUGCCUCUGCAGGCCAAGGACUAUCUUGAAAUGCCAGAAGUGAUGUCAUAUGUGGUGGAUCCGGAAUUGAAACAUUUCAGAUAUGAUGACCUCAAAGUGAUAUGUGAAGUAGUGAGCCUCUGUAUCAACCCUGAUACCACUGCUCGCCCGUCUAUGCGAGAAUUAUGCGGCAUGCUUGAGAGCAGAAUCGACACGUCAACUAGCGUGGAGCUCAAGUCAUCAUCAUUGGCCUGGGCUGAACUUGCACUCUUAUCAUAAUUGAGUUCAAAACUCAAAGAACUAACAGAUCCUACACUAAAGCAUACAUAGAUAUACAAGAGCAAGCAGCACUUAUUCUUGUUCUUUCUUUUCAAUUAUCUCUUCCUAUUGUAAAUGAUUGCUAUAGAAGGGAUUAUGCUAGGUUUAAUCAUGACAAGGCCUCGUUGUAAAGCACUUUCCAGAAAUUGUUGAAUAGAAGAAUUAUGUAUAUUAGGAUUAGGUUUAGAGUUUAGAGUGCAUGUAUAUGUUAAGAAACUUGAGUUUCAAGCCACUCAUUCAUUAUUCCUCUUCUAUAGUACAGAACAGGUUGUAUCAAUAUACAUAGAAGAAAACAAAAGAAAAUGAGAGAAUAGUGGCAGGCACUCUAAAAUAAU
This is a messenger RNA of Arachis stenosperma, 2929 nucleotides long. Its product is annotated as probable LRR receptor-like serine/threonine-protein kinase At1g63430. Gene Ontology annotation, biological process: protein phosphorylation. The transcript has 12 exons. Gene Ontology annotation, molecular function: protein kinase activity; protein binding; ATP binding. NCBI's taxonomy places the organism in Eukaryota, Viridiplantae, Streptophyta, Magnoliopsida, Fabales, Fabaceae. Bases 477 to 2555 code for a protein of 692 amino acids. The record is from RefSeq and is a predicted model, not a curated record.